This is a messenger RNA of Styela clava, 1725 nucleotides long. Lineage: Eukaryota; Metazoa; Chordata; Ascidiacea; Stolidobranchia; Styelidae. The record is from RefSeq and is a predicted model, not a curated record.
UAGCGUUACAAAAUGGGUAAAAAAGGUGGUAAAAAGAAAGGGAAGGGCAAAAAGUCCGGGGGAGGGAAAAAAGGCAAGAAAAGCGGCCAGCGCGAAGAUGAAAUGACACUCCAAGAAGCCGUUUUGGCUUUUCAAAUUCAAGUCAAAGAGAAGGCAGUCGAGGACCUUAUGUUUGAAAUUAAAGGUCUUCAAGAGAAAAAUAAAAGGCAUCAAGCCAGAAAUACAAGGCUUAAGGAAGAACAAGACAUACAUAUUAAAGUUCUUUUGCGUCAAGCUAAGGAACAAGAGACAGAACAAGAUAGCAAGGAGUCUUUUACUUGUGAACAUGUCGAAAAAGCAAUGCGACAGGUCUGGUGGUUGAGUCGCACUGAAGAGCAGCAGCUUAAGAACUUGGAAACAAAAAUUAAUGGGAUUGAUAAAGAAUAUUCGAACGUUUGGGAACAAGUUGAAAUGUGGAGAGCGUACCGUGAUUCUGGGGCAAAACAACAUGCAGAUCAAAUCCAAGUUUUAGAACUUGAGUUGGAAGACAUGAAAAGAAGUUUCGAAGAUAUUUGUGCACAUUUGAAACGUCAACUUGAUAAUGCAAAAUCGGAAGUUAAGUCGUAUAUGGAUCAAUGUAUGGCUGAACAGCAACAUCUUGCUUCCGAAAAAGCAAUGGAACAAAUGGAUAAAAUUGGAGUACAGGAAAUACAUGAAAAUGAGUGGCUGAAAACAGAGGCUGAAAUUCACAGAAAAGAGGUCGCGUCGUUGUACUCCAUUGUCGAAACUUUAGAGCACGAAAACAUACAAUUAAUUUGUGAACUUAUAGACUGCCAAGCUGAAGAUUUAAAAAUUUCACGGACAUUUGCAAAUGUGGGGUUUGAAGGGGAAGAAACAGAUGCAAUGGACCGGAAACAAAUGUCAAUAUAUAAACCCGGGUAUAAAAGUCCCACUGGAACACCGAUGCGUCGUGCGAUCACUCCGGGAAAAGAAAGGCCACGGAGCGCUAUGCAAGCCGCGAUAGAGGAUAGAGUGUUUUCUAUUAAAUUCGCUGAUGAUUCAUCUGAGGGAGAAGAGAGUGAAGAUGAAGAAAAUAAAUUGGCACUGCAUGUAGAUGUGGAAAAUAAAUUGGAACUGCAUGUAGAUGAUGAAGAUAAUAUUUUGUCACAGCAAGAAUACCUUCACCUAGGGCCAUUAGAACUCAAACUUCUUUGUGUACGAGGAGAACCAAAACCGAUACAUGAAAUUGACGCUGGUAUACAAAUUGUCGAUGGAACAUCUUCUGACUUAACUGUAACUCGCCCAAGAUGGCCAGUUUCUCCACCUAUGAUACGAAAAGCAGUUGAAACACCGUAAUUGAAUUUAGUAUCACUUUUAGGAUCAGGGGGCAUUAAAUUGAACAGUUUGCAAUAAUAAAAUUGCAAUGUCACAUUAUAAAAACACCAUUGUGCUCCUGAUAAUUGUGCCUUCUGUUUUAGUAAUAAAUGAAAAAUAAAUAAACCUAAAAAUGAAUAUUUUUAUGUUAUGUUGAAUCCAAUUUGUAAUCUAAUAUUGACAACAAGGUUAUGCUUUGGAACCCUAAACUACUCAGUUAUUCUCUAUAUAUAAAACUCGGAACUGGACGAAUUUUCAAUUUAGGUAUUGCUUUUCUAUACCGGAUUAAUAUAAAAUUCUCAACAGCUUUUCAAGCUCGUUCUUUGUUGUCUUAAAAAGCCUGUUUUUACUAAAUUCAUUGGAGUUUUUUGC